AUGUCAACCCAUAGUGUGUCCUCAGUGGCUAUUACGGAUCCCCCUUUUCACGGUCGCAAUGUGCCUCACACCAACACGAACGACGUAAAGGCCGCUUCAUUGCUAGGCCUACCAGCCGAGCUACGCCUCAAAAUGUACGCCGAGAUGUCGCCUCCGCUCAACGGCCAUAUCGCAGACUAUCAAUCUCUUUUCCUCUCUUGCAAAAAGCUCAAGGCUGAAGCCGAAAUCGAGAUUGUCCGAAACAUGCAACACUUCCUCAGAGACGUAAUGAAGAUGGUGACGAGAGACAUGAAGCUCUGCCUCGACAACGACACCGAGUCACCCCACGCUCCCGGCAGCAAUGUCGAUGAAAUCAGAUUCAUCUGGGAAGAUCAGCUGAAGUCAGUCACGAGUACUUCUUACUCUGAGAGGGUCAAGGGUCUUGGAUAUAUGGGAGCCUAUGAGCUUUGGUACCUAAGGAAAUCGACAAGUUCUCGUGGCAUCUUUGGUUUUUUCUGGAAAAGGAAGCAGCCUUAA
Molecule: messenger RNA, 516 nt
Organism: Alternaria viburni
Lineage: Eukaryota; Fungi; Ascomycota; Dothideomycetes; Pleosporales; Pleosporaceae
Exons: 2
Coding region: 1-516 (171 amino acids)
Biological process (GO): methylation
Molecular function (GO): methyltransferase activity; nucleic acid binding
Source: RefSeq, a predicted model, not a curated record